Messenger RNA from Gossypium raimondii (Peruvian cotton), 2520 nucleotides. RefSeq names its product cation/H(+) antiporter 15. Gene Ontology annotation, molecular function: antiporter activity. Lineage: Eukaryota; Viridiplantae; Streptophyta; Magnoliopsida; Malvales; Malvaceae. The transcript has 3 exons. Gene Ontology annotation, biological process: proton transmembrane transport; regulation of pH. The coding region runs from base 1 to 2520 and encodes 839 amino acids. Gene Ontology annotation, cellular component: endomembrane system; membrane. The record is from RefSeq and is a predicted model, not a curated record.
AUGGAGCAACCACAAAAAUUGGGCGGCAAUGAGAAUCGGUGUUUCGUUUUGAACAUCACCAAUUACAAUGGAAUUUGGCAAGGACAAAACCCUUUCGUCGAAGCUCUCCCUAUCUUCAUCACUCAACUCGCUGCCAUCUUAAUCGUCACUCGCUUCUUUUACCACCUUUUCAAACCCUUACAUCAACCUCGUAUCGUUUCUGAUAUUCUUGGUGGAAUAUUGUUAGGUCCAUCUGCAUUAGGGAAGAUAGUGUACUUCUCAGAUUUGUUUCCGAAAAGAAAUGUUGUUACAGUGGAAACCUUGGCAUACAUGGCCCUUUUUCUUCACAUGUUCUUAGUUGGCUUAGAGCUCGAUUUAACUGCCGUUGGUCGGAUAAGCAAAAAGGCCAAAAUCCUCACUAUAUCUGGCCUUCUCUUUCCCUUCGUCGUUGGGGUUGCCUUUUUUUAUUCAUGGCUUGAAUCCUUCGAUCAAUAUCGGAUUCAAGUUCACAAUAUUGGAUGUGGUUUUCUAUGGGCUGCCUCGUUAACCGUCACGAGUUUCCCGGCGAUUGGCCGGAUUCUAUGUGACCUCAAGCUACUCAACUCCGAAAUCGGUCGACUGACGAUGCCAAUCGCCCUCAUCAGCGACUUGGGUUCGUGGAUUCUUGUCGUUAUUUUGAUCCCAUUUUGUGAUAACCCUGCUAAUGCACUAUAUGUCAUCCUUGUGACAAUAGUCUACGUAGUGGCCUCUUUUUACCUCAUUCGUCCAUUCCUCGGAUGGAUGGUUCAUUUCACAUCCGAUGGCAACAACAACUAUAGUGAUUGCUACUUGUGUUUCGCCCUCGUCGGAGUUGUCUUAAGCGCGUUCACGACCGACAUUACCGGCACUCACCCCAUCGUCGGAUCGUUCGUCUUUGGGCUUAUCAUGCCCAAUGAUAUCGCGCUCGUCUUGAUGGACCGAUUUGGUUACUUCAUCUCGGGGCUUCUAAUGCCCGUUUUUUUCUCCGUCGCCGGGCUCCGAGUCGACAUCUUCAAGAUAACAAAGUGGAGCCUCGUGUUUGUAGUUGUACCAUUGCUUUUCACCGUUAAGAUCCUUAGUUUCCUACCGAUUUCACUUUUCACCAACAUUCACUCUAAAGAUAGCUUUGCUCUUGGCUUACUCAUGACCACCAAGGGGAUAUGGGCCAUUCUUGUUUGUAUCACUGCUUUGGACAAAGGGGUUUUGCAUGCUGGUGACUAUGCUGUGACAGUUAUUUCAAUUUUGUUAAUGAACAGCAUUAUUGCUCCCACCAUUGCUACCCUUUACAAGAGGACCAAUCUGUUCAUAAAAUACAAUAGCAGGACCAUUCAAGAAGCUAGGAACAAAACCGAACUUCGAAUCCUCGUAUGCAUCCAUUCAUAUUGCAACGUACCAGGGAUCUUAAAGCUCCUCGAAAUAUCGCACGGUUCCCGACACAAUCAAUUGACAGUGUUCGCGCUCCACCUCGUCGAUCUCGCCGACCAGCCAUCAUCCGUGCUCAUAGUGCACGACUCGCACAGCCCCCGGUUUGAAGAAACGAAAGCAAAUGGUGCGCACCAUGACUACGAUAGCUCCGAGACGGACCAAAUAGUCACCGCAUUCAAUGAAUUCGAGAAAACGAACGACAACGUAAGUGUCCAAUCGUUAACAACGCUGUCGCCUUUCACGGCAAUGCAUGGGGAUAUUUGUAGCUUAGCUGAAGACAAGUUCGUGGCACUCUUGAUAUUGCCGUUUCAUAAGCAUGCUACGACAGAACAGAGCCUCGAAGAGAUUAUCUCUUCAUUUCCUAACAUAAACCAAAAUGUGCUUGACAAUGCCCCAUGUUCGGUCGGAAUCUUCAUUGACCGUGGGUUCGAAGUGACCAACGGUUCGGAUCCUGACUACGGGGUACAUGAAAUAGCAAUGGUGUUCAUCGGCGGAGUCGACGAUUGUGAAGCUUUAUCUUAUGCAUGGAGGAUGGCGAGGAAGCCCGGUGUUCUCUUAACUGUUAUACGAUUAUUAGAAACCGAUUCCCGCGAUCAAAGGAAAUCAAAUGAACUCGACGACGAUUGCAUAAAUGAUUUCCGAAUACAAACAUCCAACGAUGAUUUCAUUAUAUACGAAGAAAAGAUUGUAAAUGAUGGGGAAGAACUUAUUGAGGCACUAAAAGAAAUGGAGAAUAAAUUUGAGCUAUUCAUUGUAGGGAGACGAGACGGGCUAGACUCGCCGAUAACAUCCGAGUUACUUGACAGGAUUGACUAUCUGGAGCUCGGUAUCAUCGGCGACUUGUUGGCGGCAUCGGAUUCCGAUACGAGCUCCAUCCUAGUGGUGCAACAAUUCGUUAAUUUGAUCGAUAACAAAGUGAUUGAAGAUUUGAUCGGGACACAAUGGUUGUCAAUGGACCGGACUGCAAUGAACUUCGGGAGCCGGCGAUUGUUGAUGGCGACUAGCAAUACGUUAUGGAUGUACUCGGAACAGAAACUGAAAGAGAUGCAUCAUGUUGAUGAAGGUGACGUUGACGACGGCGACGGCGUCAAUCCCUAG